Messenger RNA from Orussus abietinus, 1898 nucleotides. Its product is annotated as potassium channel subfamily K member 15. The record is from RefSeq and is a predicted model, not a curated record. Gene Ontology annotation, molecular function: potassium ion leak channel activity. The transcript is spliced from 3 exons. The coding region runs from base 26 to 1030 and encodes 334 amino acids. Lineage: Eukaryota; Metazoa; Arthropoda; Insecta; Hymenoptera; Orussidae. Gene Ontology annotation, cellular component: membrane. Gene Ontology annotation, biological process: potassium ion transmembrane transport; stabilization of membrane potential.
UAAACCGAGGUGGAAGCAAAUAACCAUGCCGAGAGUCACCGUGAGAUCAUCCCUGAGGAGCAGAGAAUCCUCGAGCACCUCCACAGGACCAGACCCCCGAGAGAGGGUGAAGGACUGUUGCCGGAAAGUGAUAGCCUUCAUGUGCACGCAGGUCGGUGUAGGUGGCCUCGUGGUGAGCUACGCCAUCGUCGGGGCUUUCGGGUUCAUCCUCAUCGAAACUCAAGAAGAAUACGCAGCCCUGAGCCAAAUAGCCGGAACGAGGAAGGCCUUCGCCGAGGAACUGUGGACAGGCACAGCCGGGGACGUCAGGGUGAACGUUUUGGACCGGAAGGCCUUCCUGAAGAGAACCGACGCGAUCCUGAAGAGGUUCCAGGAACGAAUCACCCUGGCCGCAAAGGAAGGCUACGACGGCAGGUCGGCCAAGGAGAUCUGGACCUUCCCAGCGGCUCUGAUGUUCUGCUUAUCGGUUUUCACCAUGAUCGGCUAUGGGAACAUGGUCCCAAAGACACCGUGGGGCAAGGGUGUCACCGUCAUGUACGCCGUGCUGGGAAUCCCGCUUUACGUCCUCUACUUCCUCAACAUGGGCAAGAUCCUGGCGCAGGUCUUCAGGUGGCUGUACCGAUGGACACACGAGUGCAGCGGUGGCCAAAGAGCUCGCAUCACGGUCCCUUCGACUGCGUGUCUUUGGGUCCUCUUCGGCUACGUCAUCGGGGGCGCCAUUAUGUUCGGCGAAUGGGAAGGCUGGAAUUAUCUCGACAGCGCCUACUUUUGCGUCACCUCGCUUUGCAAAAUUGGCAUAGGCGACUUCGUGCCCGGUGCCAGAAUUUUAGAACCUGAAGACGGUAGCCAGACCAAGUUGGUGAUCAACUUUGUAUAUCUCCUCUUGGGCAUGGGACUGAUCGCCAUGUGCUACGACCUUAUGCGCGAAGACGUUCGCGUUAAGGCCAAAAAGCUUAAAAAUGACGUGACGAAGGCCAUGGCGGAAUUACGAAUAAGAAUGCUUUUAUGCUGCGGAAUGGAUCCAGAGUAGUGCUCGCAAAGGAAGUUGUGGAAAAAACGAGGCUGGACUUCCUCAAAGUGUUCUUUAGAAGGUCUGUCCGGUACUUCGUGUGCCGCGUAAAUGCAGACGCGUAUCCGCGCCGAUAAUUGCCCACGAUAAUCGCUUCUGUACCUGGACAUAUUUAGGUACUCACUUAAAAUUUACAUAAAGCAAGUAUAGAGAUACUGGAGGUCGUUCGCUGUAUAUAUUCGACCGAAAAUCAGAAGAUUUUCCCAUCGGCAGCCCCACUUCCUGAAUGAGCAGUGAUAUCGAUAAUGCAACGAAAACCCUUCCUGAUAUCAGGAAAAUUAACAGUAUUGAUUUACUUUUUGAUCAAUAGUUUUUGUAGAGUGUACGUAGGCCCGUAAUGUAAGAUGUACAUAAGUGUCGAACUGUAAUACGUUUAAUGUGUAUAAUACUUUUAUGAACUCAGCACGAAAGAGAGGCAACGGUAACUCAAGUAGUAUAAUUUAUUUGUACUUUUAUAAUGACUAUUAACAGCAUUUCUGGAAAGUCAGGUGUUUGGGAAACUGAGAGGGACUUUUUAAUAAGUAGAGUAAUUUUUCCUACGGACUUUAUAUUUUCUGUAUAAAUAAAUUAAGUAUAAUAGAGGUACGAUUAAGUUCCUCAUCAGCCCGUAUUUUCUCUCUUGUGUUUACUGGGAUACGUACUGAAAAAUAAACCUGUCGAGAGGGAUAUUGCUAUAUUGAACAUUGUCUGGUCGUUCGUGCACUGAGCAGAAAUCCAAGCAUGCAAAUGAGUUAUUGCAAAUGCAUUUGAAUGCAGUAUAUUCGGACGUGUUUCGAUACGAUUCUAAUUUGAGUGUAAAUGCGUGGCCUAGUAAUGUCCCGAAAAUAAA